AUGCCCAAAUCCAACGACGGCGCCGCCGCAGAAUCCGAGGCCGUUCCGCUGCUCGAUCUAUCUAAGCCUUCGUCACCGAUAUCCUUCCCGAUCAAAACUCUGCAAGACCUGAAAUCUCGUUCUUACUUCGACUCCUUUCACUUCCAGUUCAAUCGCUCCACCGUCCCUCUCCGGCGAAACUCCGACGGCUUACCGAAUCGCCCAAGGGUCUUAGUCUGCCACGACAUGAAAGGAGGGUAUGUAGAUGACAAGUGGAUACAAGGGUGUGAAAACGAGGCCGGAUAUGCGAUUUGGCAUUGGUACUUGAUGGACGUUUUUGUCUACUUCUCUCAUUCUCUCGUCACUCUUCCUCCUCCUUGCUGGACCAAUACUGCUCAUAGACAUGGCGUUAAGGUAUUGGGGACUUUCAUCACAGAAUGGGAUGAAGGAAAAGCUACCUGCAAAGAGAUGCUUGCCACUAAGGAGUCUGCUCAGUUGUAUGCAGAGCGUUUGGCAGAACUUUCCACUGCUCUAGGUUUCGAUGGAUGGCUGAUAAACAUAGAGAACGAAAUAGAUGAAGAAAAGAUUCCAAAUCUGAAGGAAUUCGUAAGCCAUCUAACAAAAGUCUUGCAUUUAUCUUCACCUGGUGCUUUGGUUAUAUGGUACGACAGUGUCACCAUUCAUGGUGAACUUAAAUGGCAAGAUCGGUUGACAGAGAAGAACAAACCUUUCUUUGACAUAUGCGAUGGGAUAUUCAUGAACUACACGUGGAAGGAGAGCUUUCCAAAACUAUCAGCUGAAGUUGCAGGGGACAGAAAAUUCGAUGUCUACAUGGGAAUUGAUGUCUUUGGUCGGGGAUCUUUUGGUGGUGGGCAAUGGACUGUAAAUGCUGCUCUUGAUUUGCUGAAGGAAAACAAUGUGUCCACUGCUAUUUUUGCUCCUGGAUGGGUGUAUGAGACUGCACAGCCACCCAAUUUUCAUACGGCUCAGAAUAAGUAUCUAAUAGUUUGA
This is a messenger RNA of Microthlaspi erraticum, 990 nucleotides long. The record is from the annotation of a GenBank genome assembly. NCBI's taxonomy places the organism in Eukaryota, Viridiplantae, Streptophyta, Magnoliopsida, Brassicales, Brassicaceae.